UGAGAAUAAUAUAGAAACAAACACCUGGAAAACGAAACCUAUUAUAUAGAUGGUCUUUAUUUUUUGUUUCUUUAUUCGCUCUAUCGUCCAUUGAUAAGCCAAUUUUUAAGUGGUCCUCGUUGAAUUUGAGCCGGUCAUUGUUUAGAAUUAAAAAAAAAGAAGGUAAAAGAGUCAGAGCCGCCUAGAGAAAUCGAUCACAAAUUCAGAAGAAAAGAACAGAGAAAACAGAGGAAGAGGUGAGAUGGAGGAACUUGUAGGGCUUCUGAGAAUCCGAGUGAAGAGAGGGAUCAAUCUUGCUCAGCGAGACACUCUAAGCAGCGACCCUUUUGUUGUCAUAACCAUGGGAUCACAGAAGCUGAAGACUCGUGUUGUGGAAAAUAACUGCAACCCUGAGUGGAACGAGGAAUUAACCCUUGCGUUAAGACAUCCCGAUGAACCUGUGAAUCUGAUAGUGUAUGAUAAAGAUACAUUCACAUCGCACGACAAGAUGGGAGAUGCAAAGAUAGAUAUUAAACCAUUUCUGGAGGUUCACAAAAUGGGUUUGCAAGAACUUCCAGAUGGAACAGAGAUCAAGAGAGUUGUGCCCAACAGAGAAAACUGUUUGGCUGAAGCGAGCAGUAUCGUCUCCAAUAAUGGCAAAAUCGUUCAGAACAUGAUUCUUCUGUUGAGGAAUGUCGAAUGCGGUGAGGUCGAGAUUCAGCUUGAAUGGAUUGAUAUUCCAGGUUCUAGAGGGCUUUGAACAUAUCUCUUUCUGUGUGUAAUAAAAAAAAAACUCAGUUCGUUUUGGGUUUUUAGACAAAAGUCACAAUAAGUAGAACAGAGUACUACUCUGUUUUGUAAUUGAAAUAUUUGGUUUUAGCACCUAACCUAAAUCGUUUUGGUUUCCCGCGAGUUUUUUUAUUCUGUUGUUUGUUUGCAGAUGAAAAAAAAACGUGGAGAAGAAAAAAACAAAAACGAUCUAAUAAGCUUGGAAGUUUGCUUGCAGAUAUUUUUUUUUUGAAAAUUUUU
This is a messenger RNA of Arabidopsis thaliana (thale cress), 1008 nucleotides long. Its product is annotated as Calcium-dependent lipid-binding (CaLB domain) family protein. The coding region runs from base 242 to 739 and encodes 165 amino acids. Gene Ontology annotation, cellular component: plasma membrane; nucleus. The transcript is spliced from 3 exons. The record is from RefSeq and is marked reviewed. Lineage: Eukaryota; Viridiplantae; Streptophyta; Magnoliopsida; Brassicales; Brassicaceae.